Gambusia affinis (western mosquitofish) is the source of this 4524-nucleotide messenger RNA. Its product is annotated as proteinase-activated receptor 3. The record is from RefSeq and is a predicted model, not a curated record. Gene Ontology annotation, biological process: positive regulation of Rho protein signal transduction; phospholipase C-activating G protein-coupled receptor signaling pathway; thrombin-activated receptor signaling pathway. Lineage: Eukaryota; Metazoa; Chordata; Actinopteri; Cyprinodontiformes; Poeciliidae. Gene Ontology annotation, molecular function: thrombin-activated receptor activity. The coding region runs from base 349 to 1458 and encodes 369 amino acids. Gene Ontology annotation, cellular component: membrane. The transcript is spliced from 2 exons.
UCUGCAGUGCGGGUUUAGCAUAACAGUGUGCUAUUCAAAUAAACUGCUGGUCAUUAUGAAGGGAAAUUAAGAGUAAAUAAAUAAAACCCAACAUGUUGGUUUGAGGAAGAGUAAACAAAAAGUUGAGGCAGGGGUGUUGUUACAUAUGGGAGCAAGUGAAACCAAGAGCAAGCCGCGGUGCUGCGGAGCUAAUGAUGCUUUUUUCAGCAGUCAGUCUGUGGGUUUGAGGUGGUACUUUUCACUUGGACACUCCCACUUGACGGCGAGCAGAGACGGGAAACUUAGCAAAGAAAGAGCUGCGAGGUUCACUUCUGAGAAGAGCGGCGUUUUACUGCGAGGCAAAACAACAUGAGGAAACUUUUCAUUCUCCUUCUCCUGCUGGCCCUUUUUGAACACGGGACACUUCAGAAACAUGGAAAAAGGAAGAACUUGCCAGGGAAAGUCUACCCUGAGCCCAGAGUGUUUUUAGGACUCCGUCCCACACAGUCUGACAUCCAUGGCACCCAGCCUCCCAACUCCACUGAUCCUCCGUCUCUGCAGCGCUUAAGCGACACCGCCGUAGCGUACCUCAAAGGACUCCUGAGCACCAGAGUCAUCCCCGUCAUCUACUUGCUGGCGGUGAUCGUCGGGAUCCCGACCAACAUCACCAUCCUGUGUUUGCUCGCCACCGAAAUUAGGAAAGUGUCGUCCGCCAUCCUCUACUGCAGCCUGGCCACCUUCGACCUGCUCCUCCUCGUCUCCCUCUUCUUCAAGGCUCACUACCAUCUCCUCGGAAACAACUGGGUGCUCGGAGAAGCCGCCUGUAAGGCGGUCACCGCCUGUUUCUAUGGUAACCUCUAUGGCUCGGCUCUGACUCUGGCUUUCAUCGCCGUCAAGCGCUACAUGGCGGUGGUGCACCCGUUCUUGUUCAAAACGCUGCCCAAGAAGAGGUGCAUGGCCGUGGCCGUCCUGGCCCCGUGGCUGGCCUUCGCCGCCUCCGUCGUCCCCCAGACUUUGGUCCAACAAACAUUUUGGGUCUCCCAGCUGAACCGCACCACCUGCCACGACGUGUUGCCCCUGGAAUCUGACUCUCACAAGUUCCUGCUCUUUUGCAACCUGACUCUGGCGGUUCUGUGCCUUCUGGUGCCCAUGGUGGUCACCACAGUGUGCUUCGUCAAAAUCCUCAGCGCCCUCAACCAGUCGCAGUACGACUGGGCGAUGUACAUCAAGUCCAGCUCUCUGGUGUUUACCAUGUUUCUGCUGUGCUUCCUUCCCGUCGGCGUCCUGCACUUUGUCCAUUAUCUGCAGCUGUCUGCGGGAGGGGAAGAGAGUCUGUACAAAUAUUUCAACAUGGCGGUGUGUCUCUGCUGCCUCCAUGCUUGCCUGGACCCCUUCUUCUUUUUCCUCAUGUCCAAGUCUGCAGGAUCCAAAUUGUACUUUCUGACCUUCAAAGGCAAGAACCUCAGUGUGUCAUUCUGAAAGACAGUAAGGGUGUUUUCACACCUGAUAGUCCUUUAGACUCGGUUCGGUGGGGUAACGUGUUACAUUUUCAACAUUUGUUACAUUUUCAACUGGAGCAGUUUGCUUUCAGACUAAACUGUGUCAAACAACCCCAGCCCUUUGAAAAACCUGUGGGGGCGCUGCACCAAGAACCGCGGAGGGGAUUUAACAUCCUACUUUGCAAAGCGUAAACAAAAAUGAAGUAGGGUCACAUGUUAGCAAUUGUAGGACGUCUCUUUUGUCUUUGGUAAAAGACCAUGAGGCGUUUCUCUCGCUAUCGCUAGACUCUCGCGUUUGUUUUGGCUCUAUUGACCCAGAAUGCCCUGCGCUAUAGUGCAUUUCCCUGUCUGCUUGCAUUCACAUAUGCAUUCGAACCGCGCCACAGUUCACUUCAACAAAACUGAGACUUAGGUUUUUUUAGGCGGACCAGAGUUUGCUUCUUACAUCCGCAUCAGAGUUCGAUUAGGCCAUGCACACCUUCCCAAACGAAUUGGACUUUCGGGGCAAAUGAACUAGAGUUCAAUUAGCGUGAACUAAAGAGUCCUGGUGUGAAUGCACCCUAAAUGUUUUUAAGACAACUGACGAAUUUCAUGCUUUCCGUGGCUGGAACCCAAAGAGAAAGUGAUUCGGUUUAAGGGAGCGUUAGCCUUGACGCAACGGCUGUUUUGGAAGUAGCACUUUUCUUUUCAAUGAAUGUUUAUGACAGAUUGGUUUAAUGAAACCUGUACCUUUAUUACCAGUUUGAUGUUAAUGUUACAAAAUAGUUGAAAGCAUUCUUAAAUGUAAUUUCUUUCAAGCUGAUGAGCACGGAGCCCCUCUGCUGACAUGGGAGACGAGAAAACCCCCAAAAAACGUUUGGCCACGUCUUACCUCAUGGGAGCAACUUGUUUAGUUUGUCCGCAUCACUUUGUGUCGUUCUAAGGAUCAAAGUGCUGCACAGAUGAGUAAAAGAUUCAAAUGCAAGAUUAAGAUUAAAAAGGCAUUAAACAGAUACAAUACAAACAUAAAGAAGCAUUAAAGGAGAAUCAAAUAAAUGAGUAAAUAAUAUUUGCAACAUCUCAGAUGGUGUCAAAACAAAAACUGGGUAAAAAAGUUGGGUUUUGUGACGGGAUUAAAAAAUGUUCCAUCAAGCUGUAACUGGAUUAAAUUCCUUAGAAAACUGGACAAUGUUCCAAAGAAUCGAAGCCUUUAGCUGCCAAUGCUAUGUAAUAAAUUCAGAAGUGUCUCGUUAAAGCAGGAAAGUUUCUCAUUUUAAUGACACACAAAAUUAAAUUCCUUAAAACGGCAUAAAGGGGUUUCCUGCGACUCUCCAUCUUCUCACUCCGUUUCUUCUUCUACCGCAAGGUGUUGCUGUUUUACUGUUACGACUUUUCUCGUUUAAACGAGAACACAGUUUGGCUUUAGUGAGAUAUAAACCUCUGUGAAGCGAGUUUUAUAUCUCUUUAAACAAAAAAAGUUUCUCAUUAUAACGAGGUGCUGCUCCUGAAUUUAUUUUUAAUCCUCUCUACACAGCGUAAAACGUGGUUUUCUGCUGGUGGAUUAUUUUGUGAAUAUUGCCAUCAUUCACCAACUUCUUGGACAGCCGGUAGCUACUGUCCUUUUUGGAAAGUCAUGACCUGGAAAAUGAAGAAGCACAACCUUGCUACUAAACGUAAAGCUAGCAUGCCAAGACUUAAGAGCUAUAAACUCAAAAGUGGAAGAAUGCUACCAAGCUAGCUAGCUAGUAAAUCAGAUUACCCCGCUAGUUAGCUUGGCAGACGCUGCUCCACAAACAGCAGAGCAGCAAAAGGAGAUGCCACUCUGUAAAAUAAGCACAUUUACUUGGAACUGCUCUGACUUUAAAUCUGGAACUUCUUGUGACAGAAGCCGAAAUUAAAUCUUGAUUUAUUUAUUUUUUUUCUAAAUAUCUUCAGCUCAGACAAAUCUUUGUUUUGAACACAUGAAACGACUGACCCUUGUUGUCUCACUCUGUUAUGUGGUCAGUGUAACACGGAUUACAAUGAGAAAAUGCAUCCUGUUCUUCAGCAGUGCAUAUUUGCUGGGCAUGUUAUGUGGCUGCAGUUUUACAUGACUAGAAAUGAAAACAAAACAAAACACUAGGUUGGUCAAAAGUUUCACUGACAAGUCCCAGCACGACAGUAGUUUAAUGUGAAAAUCCUGCUUGUAAACAUUUUUCUUCCAUCGUAAGAGCAAGAAUGAAAUAGAUUUGUAAAGAGCAAAGCAUAAGCAAAAUACAAUAAGUGCUGGUUUUUACUCUAUUUAAUUUUUUUUUUUUACUGUGAAGCUCUCCUUUGUUCCUUUUAUUAAAGGUUAUCCUGUAUUUCACCUUUCAUAUAGCAUACUGAUGAUGAAAUAAAUAAGUUGUAAAAUAUGUGUGGUUUUCAUUGGAAGUUGUAGGUGGUUUAUGAAGUAUGAUGGGUAACAUUUCUCUCAGACAGUGAACAUCCACUGUCAGCAGCCCAGCCCACUUUUUUGGUUUUUAGAUUCCAGAUAAGGCUGAAACAAUUAAUCAAAUUAAUCAUGAUUAAACAUUUAUUGAAAUAAUCGUCAACUUGGCAAUCGAUUAAUCGUUAAUUCGACUAUUCAGACUCUAGAAAAUAGCCGUUUGCUGAACGAACAUCACAGUCAGAGCAGCAGCUAAGUCAAAACUAUAAAUAAUCAACAGUUCUAUACAGGAAUGCUAUGUUAUUUGUUUUCUUAUUCACAAAAGUAAUUGAAUUAUUUGCUUACCUGCAUCUUUUAUUGUCCUUCAAAUAUUGUAUAAAAAAGCUGUAAGCGGUUAAAUGAAAAAAUUGCAAAAUUUGCCAUUGUUUUCUUUUUGUUUUUAUCAGAUCAAUCAAUUAAUCAGUGGAAAUAUCAAUUACUAAAAUAACCGUUAUUUGCAGCCCUGGUUUCAGAGUGUUUAAAAGUGAAUUUACUGUGUGUGCUGAAUUUUGUAAAACCUUUGGGGUGUGUCCAUUUGUGACCUCGUUUUCAUGGCAUGCCAUUCGGUCUGUCUCAUAAAAGCUCAUAAUGUGACAUGUGAAAAAGGUCAAGCGUUGUAAA